Molecule: messenger RNA, 321 nt
Organism: Capronia epimyces CBS 606.96
Lineage: Eukaryota; Fungi; Ascomycota; Eurotiomycetes; Chaetothyriales; Herpotrichiellaceae
Exons: 1
Coding region: 1-321 (106 amino acids)
Molecular function (GO): oxidoreductase activity
Source: RefSeq, a predicted model, not a curated record
AUGCCCGCCAACGCAACCGUCCUCUACCCCGCCGACUCGGACGCGACAUUCGACCUGGACUACUACCUCAAGACACACUUGCCGCUAGUGCAUGAGAAAUGGGGCAAAUACGGCUUGACGGACUGGAAAGUCAUCCAGUUUGCCACUGGAGCAGAUGGAUCUAAGCCGUACAGCGUCGCGGCUCUGUUGACAUGGGACACCAUUGAGUCUCUCCAGAAGGCCCUCGGCACCGAGGAUGCCGGUGUCAUCUUCGCAGACGUGAAGAACUUCAGCAACAAAGCCCCGGUGUUCUUGCUGGGGAAUAUCGUCGGUUCGUUGUGA